Dujonia railenensis is the source of this 939-nucleotide messenger RNA. The record is from the annotation of a GenBank genome assembly. NCBI's taxonomy places the organism in Eukaryota, Fungi, Ascomycota, Pichiomycetes, Serinales, Debaryomycetaceae.
AUGACCGUACAAGCACCAUUCAAAACGAAGUCUGGCAUUCCAAUUACCAUUGGAACCGGUUCUGGUUCCAUCUGGAAAGAUAGGAAGAGAGCCAAUCCGGAGAACAAGGAAAUUCCCAAGGAGAUCAUCAGCACAAUUGAGUCGUCCUUAUUAGCUGGUUUCAACCACAUCGAUAGUAGCGAAGCUUACAAUACGUACGACGAGGUGAGACAGGCUAUAGAAAGUAGCGGUAAGAAGAGAGAAGACUUGUGGUUGACCACCAAGUACGUCGGAGGUUCUAGUAGAUGGGAAGCACCAUCGAAGGGCCCACGUGAUGCACUUGAAAUCGCUCUCAAGGCUUUGAACACCGACUACAUUGACUUGUACUUGAUCCACCAUCCGUUCUUGGACCCUGUCCAUUCGUAUGGAUACACCAUUGAGAAGACAUGGGCCGAACUCGUGAGUCUAAAGGAUUCAGGUAAGGUUAGAGAAAUUGGGGUUUCCAACUUUAGGGUUCAAGACUUGGAAAGAAUUUUCAAUAUUCCAGAUGUGAAGUACGCCCCAGUGGUUAACCAGAUCGAAUUCCAUCCUUAUCUUCAAGACCAGUCUCCAGGAAUACUCGAUUUCUCCCAAAAGCACAACAUUUUGGUGGAAGCUUACGGUCCAUUAACGCCAAUCUUUAGAAUCAAGGAUACAGAUUCUGGCGAGCUCAAGACUGAUCACCCCUUAGUCCCUGUGUUGGAGAAGUUGUCUCUGAAAUACGGAAAGACUCCUGCUCAGAUAUUAUUGAGAUAUACGUUACAGAGAGGUGUUCUUCCAAUCACUACAUCCUCGAACAAGGAGAGACAAAAGCAAAGUAUCGAAGUGUACGAAUUUGAAUUAGACACAGACGAUGUUGAAGAGAUUACCAAAAAGGGAAGUGAGUACUUUCACAGAGGUUCCUUCGUAGGAUUAUUCUAA